Messenger RNA from Aspergillus affinis, 384 nucleotides. RefSeq lists its product as uncharacterized. The transcript is spliced from 3 exons. The coding region runs from base 1 to 384 and encodes 127 amino acids. NCBI's taxonomy places the organism in Eukaryota, Fungi, Ascomycota, Eurotiomycetes, Eurotiales, Aspergillaceae. The record is from RefSeq and is a predicted model, not a curated record. Gene Ontology annotation, molecular function: hydrolase activity.
AUGACCUCCAACGCUCUGUCUCUUUGCUGCACGGUCGGCUCCCUGCACGAGGGGGAGGCUAGGGGAGAAAACAGAGACAUUGGACCCAUCUCAACCUAUUUUGCUUAUCCUUCCGACCGGUCUACUGAAAAUGCGAUCCUGAUCCUGACAGACGUUAUUGGCCACCGACUGAUCAACGCCCGGCUGAUUGCGGACCAGUUCGCCGCCCAUGACUAUCUUGUAGUGAUGCCGGACCUUUUCGCAGGCCGGCUAGACGCCGGAUUUAUCGCCCAUCCCACCAUGAUAGAGCCCGAGGAACUCCAGGACAUUGAAAGGCCCCUCAGCAUUGCCGCCGCUGGUGAGUUGUUCACUCCUUCCGAGUCCGUUAUGUCGUUGCUGGCCUAG